Molecule: messenger RNA, 5051 nt
Organism: Ailuropoda melanoleuca (giant panda)
Lineage: Eukaryota; Metazoa; Chordata; Mammalia; Carnivora; Ursidae
Gene: BMAL2
Product: basic helix-loop-helix ARNT like 2
Exons: 17
Coding region: 289-2193 (634 amino acids)
Biological process (GO): regulation of DNA-templated transcription
Cellular component (GO): nucleus; cytoplasm; transcription regulator complex
Molecular function (GO): DNA-binding transcription factor activity; protein dimerization activity
Source: RefSeq, a predicted model, not a curated record
AGCCGCAGGGGUCGGGGGCGGUGCCGCCGUGACUCCGCCCUGCGCCGGGUCCCGUUCUCCGGCUGGGAGCCCCGCGGCACGCCAGUCCCAGGCCGCUGGCUCUGCAGUCCGGGGUGGCCCGGCUGCGCGCCCGGGGGCCGCGGUGGUGGUCGCCGCGACACGCGGCACAGCUCCCCUGGGCGCCCGCGUCUCUGGUCCGGGGCCGCCGCCCAGGCCGGCGCAGGGCGGGCCCGGAGCUCUCCAUGCCGCCAGCCCCGGGGCUGCGGAGCCGGCCGGGUGGCUCUUGCGAUGGCGGCGGAAGAGGAGGCUGCGGCCAGAGACAGAAAACUGAGAGAAGAGAAUCAGUUCAUUUCUCCUGUGGUUUCCAGUCAUAUGAGCCCGUGGACAAAACCAACAACUAUUGGAUCCCUCAGCCCACACGUGGUAGAGUUCCCAAGAAAACGAAAAGGAAGUGAUUCAGACCCACCCCAGUCAGGAAUCAUGACAGAAAAAGUGGUGGAAAAGCUCUCUCAGAAUCCUUUUACCUAUCUUCUUUCAACAAGGAUAGAAAUAUCAGCAUCCAGUGGCAGCAGAAUGGAAGAUGGUGAACAACAAGUAAAAAUGAAGUCCUUCAGAGAAGCUCACAGCCAAACCGAAAAGCGGAGGAGAGAUAAAAUGAAUAACCUGAUUGAAGAACUGUCUGCAAUGAUCCCUCAGUGCAAUCCCAUGGCACGUAAACUGGACAAACUUACGGUGUUGAGAAUGGCUGUCCAACACUUGAGAUCUUUGAAAGGUAUGACAAAUUCUUAUGCAGGAGAUAAUUAUAGACCUUCAUUUAUUCAGGAUAAUGAGCUCAGACACUUAAUCCUUAAGACUGCAGAAGGCUUCCUAUUUGUGGUUGGAUGUGAAAGAGGAAAAUUUCUCUUCGUUUCUAAAUCAGUCUCCAAAAUACUUAAUUACGAUCAGGCUAGCUUGACUGGACAAAGCUUGUUUGACUUCUUACAUCCAAAAGAUGUUGCCAAAGUAAAGGAGCAACUUUCUUCUGAUAUUUCACCGAGAGAGAAGCUGAUUGAUGCCAAAACUGGUUUGCAAGUUCACAGGAAUUUCCACAGUGGAAGGACUCAUGUGUAUUCUGGCUCGAGGCGAUCCUUUUUUUGUCGGAUAAAGAGCUGUAAAAUCGCUGUCAAAGAAGAGCAUGAAUGCUUAUCCACCUCAAAGAAGAAAGAUCAUAGAAAAUUCUGUACUAUCCACUGCACUGGUUACUUGAGAAGCUGGCCUCCAAAUAUUGUUGGAAUGGAAGAAGAAAGGGACAAUAAGAAAGAUAGUAAUUUUACUUGCCUUGUUGCCAUUGGAAGAUUACAUCCAUAUAUCGUCCCACAGAACAGUGGAGAGAUUAAAGUGAAACCAACUGAAUUUAUAACCCGGUUUGCAAUGAAUGGAAAAUUUGUCUAUGUGGACCAAAGGGCGACAGCAAUUUUAGGAUAUCUGCCUCAGGAGCUUCUGGGAACUUCUUGUUAUGAAUAUUUUCAUCAAGAUGACCAUAGUAAUUUGACUAACAAGCACAAAGCAGUUUUACAGAGUAAAGAGAAAAUAUUUACAGAUUCAUACAAGUUCAGAAAGAAAGAUGGCUCUUUUGUAACUUUAAAAAGCCAGUGGUUUAGUUUCACAAAUCCUUGGACCAAAGAACUGGAAUAUAUUGUGUCUGUCAACACUUUAGUUUUGGGACAUAGUGAAAUGAGAGAAGCAUCAUUACUUCCUUGCAGCUCUCAAUCAUCAGAAGAAUCCUCUAAACAGUCUUGUAUCAGUGUGCCUGGAAUGUCUACGGGAAUAGUACUUGGUGCUGGGAGUAUUGGAACAGAUAUUGUAAAUGAAGUCCUGGAUUUACAAAGGUUACAGUCUUCUUCCUCCCUUGAUGACUCAAGUCCAACAGAUUUAAUGAAAGAUUCUCAUGCUAUCAACUGCAGGAGAACACCAAAAAAAGAGUUGAUUCCACUAAAUCCUUUUGGAAGAGGGAAGCCCGAGGCUACAAGGCAAAACCAGAGUGCUGUUCCUCCCCAUAGUCACGAGCCACUCCUCGGUGAAGGUGCCCAGCUGGAUUUUGAUGCCCUGUGUGACAAUGAUGACACAGCCAUGGCUGCCUUCAUGAAUUACUUUGAAGCAGAGGGGGGCCUGGGAGACCCCGGGGACUUCAGUGACAUCCACUGGACACUCUAGCAUUUGAUUUUUGAUUCUUACAAAUUAGGAACGUGUUAAAGCAUUUCAUUGACAAGAAAAACAAAAAACAAAAAACCUGUAUAAUCUACUGUACUGUAUUGAUACUGUUUUUAUCUUUUAUUCCUAUUAAUAGUCUAUCAGUUGUUAUAGAUGUGCACCUUACUUCCACAGCAGAAUGGGGAAAUGUGAUGUUUCCCUUCACAAAGAAUGGCUCAGAGUUUCCUACAGACCCCUUCUCUCAGUGACAUGGCUUAAAACACACUAGUUACUAUCUUUUGGUUAAAAUUUUUUAACCAAGAAUAUCAUAUACAUCCGGUUUUGUGUUUAUUUUCUGAUGCAGUUUUUGAGUUUGGGGGAUUUAAUAUAUUGACAUUUUCUUGUGUCUAAGAUUCAUUUUUAAUGGAUUUAUAGAUUUAUAGAAGUUGGAGCAUCUCCAUUUCUUGUAUAUUUCCUUAAUUGAGGAUAAGGCUUAUACACUUUAAGAAAACUCUGAGCACUUGAACAUUUAAAGAGACAGUACAAUUGGUAGUCAUAAUUGCAGUGAAUACUGUAUUCAGUAAUUGAAAAACUUGGGCAAAUAUAAAGCCACGAUAGUUAUGCUUGGCCAAGCACUUGAGAUAGGCUUUAAGUGAGAGGAUUUAUUUAAAAUUCAGGGGAAAAAAUUUUUUUAAGGGGCUUUCAACUUGGCUUAAAGAAAAGGAAAUAUCUUGGGCCCUAGAUCUUGGUAAUUAUCCUUUGCAUGUAAGAAUUAUUGCUAAUAUAACCAGUCAAGAUUUUCAUUACCUAUAAAACCAGUUUUUGAUACAGAAAAUGUGCUUAGCGAAAAAUGAGGCCUGGAGGGAAAAACAAGUGCAGGCAGGUUAAAUGUCUCGUGUAAAGUCACAGUUAAGCUCAUGUUUUUAAAAUGCUUAAUGUGUAUAAAUCAGUUUCUUUAUACACAUUUGGGAAAGCAAUGGUCUCACUGGUUAAAUGAUUAGUUAGCUGACCCAGGAACUAGUUGUGGCUUUCUAGAGAAGGCAAUUACAGUUACUGUUGCUUGUAACCAAUUAUACAAAUGCUAAGUCUAGUUUUGAAACUGAGACAAUGAGAAAGAAUUUAAAAGCCAAUUUUCUAGCUAUAAUUACAAAUUUUAGAGAUCAUUUUUUUAACUAGUCAUUGAGAGGUGGCUUAUCCUGAGGAUAAGAAUAUUCAAAAUCAUAUAUGUAUACCUAUCUUUUUGAAGGUCAUACUUUCAUAAUAUCUUAUGUUUCAUAGUUCUUUCUAGUUUACCAAGUGUGUUUUCAUAUAUUUUCUUUUGUGCCCUACAAAUGAGAGUACAAUAGGCUAGGAAACUAAUGGGGAAGCCAGAGGCUCAGAUGUGGGGAUCCAAUGCAGUUCUCUUCCUCUAGGUGGUGCUACACUUUCCAGCAGCUAUCGCUGGGAGCCUCGCACCAAAACAAAGCAUUUUUUUGACCUUGCAUAUUUCUUUAGGCUGCCGGUGAUAGGUUAGAACUUUUGUCAGACAGGUUAAUGUCAAACAUACCAACAGGCAAUAGUCCAAAAGCACACGUUCCCUUCAGGUGGGACCUCUGCAGUGGCUACAUAGGGAAGGAUGUAUCGGCAGGUUGUCCUCCAGACGAUACAGUGUUCCCGCAAUAUUGGAGGGUCAGCACCACUCCCAGUUCUGGGACUUGAGUGACAUGCAGGUUUAGAGUAAGCCAGAGAAACCCUACAAGAUGGGGGAGAUUGGUUUUCAGCAGGCUAAGCAUGCUUGUCCCUGCUUCUUCAGAUUUAAAACUACCACAUCUGUUCUUUAAGUCCGAGGCCGGACCAAUGUAACAGUUGAGGGUCUAAACCAUUGCAGGUUGGACUUGGCCUCCAGAGUUGACCUAAGCCAGUGGUAGCAAGAUGGGUCACUGUGGCUGGAUGACCUUGAAAGCAGAGGGGCAAACCCUCCUGAUGCAAGGAUCUGAGGGGCAGAGUUUCUAGAGGCAGGCCAUUGCUGCCAUGCACAGAAACAGUUUUUCCUCUUGGCAAGAGGAAAGGUUAGUCCAAAGACCGGUGGGCAGAGAGCCAACUGAAGGCUUUGAUCCUUUCAAGUAACCUACUCGAGUAUUUUUCUGUAGAUCUUGUCCCGGACCCAGAAUCCAAUCCAUACAAUGUGGGAUAACUGUAGCUCUCCCGUGUUUAGUGUUUUCUCCAAAGUGUGUUGCAUUUACAUUGAAUUGCUGUUAGGAGUGACAGAUAUUCUUAUGGCCUACCCUAUAUUACUUUUUCUCCUACCCGUUAAUUUCCUGCAUUUUGUUGCAAAGCAGCUACACAUUGAAUGAAAUAGAAAUAUUCUAGUUGUCUUUUUUUUUUUUCCUAAGUCUAAGAAUUACCUACAAUAACCUAGUGGAGUGGGGAAGAGCCUAGAAUCAGAAAGUGCCCACUUGGCCUAAGUUUAGCUGUGCGACCUCAAGUAAGCCAUUUCAAUACUCUGUAUGUGCCUCAGUUUCCUCGUCUAUAACAAGAGGUUUGAUCUGUCAGCUGACUUCCAGUUCUGAUUCUGUGAUUCUAAUCCACGGGACUUGAGCAUGAGGGUCAGACGCUCAUACUCUGUGUUGUCUAGUAUGACAGCCGCAGGCCACGUGUGGCUAUGGAGCACUUGAAAUGUAGCUCAUGCAGAUUGAGAUAGACUGUAAAUGCAAAAUGCAUACCAGAGUUCAUACAUUUAAUAUAAAAAGGGAGCGUAAGAUACCACAUUAACAGUUUUAUAAUGGAGCCCCUGGCUGGCUCAGUCAGUAGAGCACGCGACUCUUGAUCUCAGGGUCGUGAAUUCAAGCCCCAUAUUGGGCGUAGAACUUACUAAAAAUAAAUAAAAAUGUAAAAAUAAAUAU